Musca vetustissima is the source of this 723-nucleotide messenger RNA. It is a transcript of the gene Dpck, whose product is annotated as dephospho-CoA kinase. The coding region runs from base 7 to 723 and encodes 238 amino acids. NCBI's taxonomy places the organism in Eukaryota, Metazoa, Arthropoda, Insecta, Diptera, Muscidae. Gene Ontology annotation, molecular function: dephospho-CoA kinase activity; ATP binding. The transcript is spliced from 3 exons. The record is from RefSeq and is a predicted model, not a curated record. Gene Ontology annotation, biological process: coenzyme A biosynthetic process.
AUAAAUAUGUUUAUAGUUGCAAUAACGGGUGGAAUAGCAACUGGCAAAAGCACAGUUAGCAAAGUUUUUCAAGACAAUGGUAUUCCGGUCAUAGAUGCCGAUAAAAUCGCCCGACAAAUUGUGGAGCCUGGCACACCCUGCUGGCAUAAAAUUAAAGAAGUAUUUGGAGAUGAGGUAUUCUUACCCACACGUGAAAUUAAUCGUGCCGCAUUGGGAAAGGCCAUCUUCAAUGACAAGGAGUUGAGGGGAAAACUAAAUAAAAUUACACAUCCUGUGAUACAUCGUACCAUAUUCAAAGAAGUUUUUAAGCAUUUUAUGACUGGGAAGGCAUGGAUUGUCUUGGAUUUGCCAUUGCUCUUUGAAACGGGCAUUUUAAUGGAUUUUAUACAUAAAAUUAUUUGUGUUACAUGCGAUCCCGACAAACAAUUAAAACGUUUAAUCGAACGCAGUGAACUAUCCGAGGAAGAUGCCAAGAAACGUAUCGACUCCCAAAUGCCUCUGGAAAAGAAAUGUGAGAAGUCGCACUUUGUAAUUGACAAUAAUGGUUCCAUUGAGGAUGCCCAGGCGGCAGCCCAACGCAUUUGCAAUAUGAUGAAUGAAAGUAAACAGCAUUGGCGCAAUCGCUUGAGUCUGCUCGGUUUCGUGUUUGCCAUACUAUUUGUUUUGUACUAUGUAAACAAAAUAUUUAACAUUUUUCCAAGUUUAGGUAGCAUUAAAAGCUAA